GAGUACGACAGGACAAUGUGGCGCCGGAGGUUCAGUACGAGUAUCGGAAGCAGCGACGUGUUUGGUACUUUGACGAAGAAGAAAUGGGACGCGGUGGUGAUUGGCGGAGGCCACAACGGCUUGACCGCCGCGGCUUACCUGGCUCGCGGCGGUUUCUCCGUCGCCGUUCUCGAGCGCCGACACGUCAUCGGCGGAGCGGCGGUGACGGAGGAGCUCGUUCCUGGCUUCAGGUUUUCUCGCUGCAGCUAUCUCCAGAGUCUUCUCCGCCCAUCCGUCAUCAGAGAGUUAGAGUUAGGCAAACAUGGACUGAAGCUGAGAAAUCCUUCGUCGUUUACGCCUUGUUUGGAUGGACGUUACCUUCUUCUGGGGCCUGAUCAAGAGCUUAAUCACUCUGAGAUUUCAAAGUUCUCGAGACUUGAUGCUGAUGCUUAUCCGAGAUAUGAGAAGCAGCUGGAGAGAUUCUGCAGAUUCAUGGAUCCUCUCUUGGAUGUGCCUCCUCCAGAAUCUUUGCAUGGUGACUCAUCGCUGAAUGAUAGGUUAAGCAACAAAAUGUACAAAUCAGCUUUCUGGGCUCGUUGCCUGCGGCAAGCAGCAUCUUUGGGGCAGAAAGAUAUGGUGGACUUCAUGGAUCUUUUGCUGUCCCCAGCUUCCAAGGUUUUGAACAACUGGUUUGAGUCAGAUGUGCUCAAGGCAACUCUCGCAACUGAUGCUGUGAUUGGAUCUACGGCCAGCGUUCAUACUCCUGGAAGUGGAUAUGUCCUACUGCAUCAUGUGAUGGGAGAAACGGAUGGAGAUCGAGGAAUCUGGUCCUAUGUGGAGGGCGGGAUGGGUUCAGUGUCCAUGGCUAUAGGCAAUGCCGCUAGGGAAGCUGGGGCUGAAAUUUUUACAAAUGCAUCGGUUUCUAAAGUUCUGAUAGAAGAUUCUGGCAAUGUGAAAGGGGUUUUGCUUGCUGAUGGUACACGGGUGGAUGCAUCAGUUGUCUUGUCCAAUGCUACUCCUUAUAGAACUUUCAUGGAGCUGGUUCCUAACAAUGCUCUCCCGAAUGACUUUGUCCGGGCUAUUAAGCAUUCAGAUUACAGCUCAGCAACGACCAAAAUAAACUUGGCAGUUGAUAAAAUUCCGCUGUUUCGGUGCUGCAAUACAGAUCACUCAGGACCAGGUCCAGAGCAUUUUGGCACUAUACACAUCGGGGCAGAGAGUAUGGAAGAAAUUCACUCAGCAUGUCAAGAUGCUGAAAACGGCAUGCCAUCCAGAAGGCCAGUGAUCGAAAUGACAAUUCCAUCUGCGCUGGACACGACCAUUUCUCCCCCAGGAAAGCAUGUCAUUAACUUGUUCAUCCAGUACACUCCCUACAAGCCAUCAGAUGGCAGCUGGGAAGAUCCUACGUAUAGAGAAGCAUUUGCUCAAAGGUGUUUCAAACUGAUCGAUGAGUAUGCACCCGGAUUUAGCACAUCCAUCAUCGGCUACGACAUGCUGACUCCUCCGGACCUCGAAAGGGAAAUUGGUUUGACAGGAGGAAACAUCUUUCACGGUGCCAUGGGAUUGGACAGCCUCUUCCUAAUGCGACCGGUGAAAGGAUGGUCAAAUUACGAGACCCCUCUAAAGGGGUUGUACUUGUGUGGAAGUGGGGCUCAUCCCGGGGGUGGUGUUAUGGGGGCGCCUGGGAGAAACGCUGCACAUGUCGUUCUUCAAGACUUGAAGAAAAUAAUCCCCCAACAGUAAUGCCUCUCUUGCGUAAUGUUAUAUCGACCGUUGUAUUUCUUUGCCCACAUUUACGAGUUGUAACCCUCUGGGUGGUUCAGAUACUCCCCUUUGAGAACCUCUGAACUAUUCAGAAGCUCAACGGCAUCCCUUAAGAAAUUAUCAAACCAAUAAUAAGAUGCCACGUGUUACCCAA
Molecule: messenger RNA, 1897 nt
Organism: Tarenaya hassleriana
Lineage: Eukaryota; Viridiplantae; Streptophyta; Magnoliopsida; Brassicales; Cleomaceae
Product: pyridine nucleotide-disulfide oxidoreductase domain-containing protein 2-like
Exons: 16
Coding region: 16-1722 (568 amino acids)
Molecular function (GO): oxidoreductase activity
Source: RefSeq, a predicted model, not a curated record